AGGAACUCAACAACCCAUCAAACGACCCACUUCCCCUUUUUCGUUUUUUUCUUGAUCUCGACUACGUGGAAAAAGAAGGCAAAGUAGAUCUGAUGAUGAGAAACAGAAAGGCUUCUGUAUCUUUUUUCUGGCUAUUGAGUCCGUUCGUGAACUGAUCUGGUCAGUUCGUAAACUGAUCUGGCAUGAUGAGUUUCUUCAUCGUGUAAGUAAUAUGAAUCAUGUGAAAGUUCUCAUUUCGAACACUUUUCGUUUUCGACCACACGACCGGCAUUCGAUUGUGAUCCCGCAUUAGGUCGGAUGUUGAUCAAGUCGUGCAUUGAUUGAGUCAAAGCUCCCUUGUCAAUUCAAAUUUUGUUUUUUUGUCGUUGAUUGUUGUGGAAGAAGAUUUGCAAAAAUUUUUCCAAUAGAUCGAAUCAGACUUCGUAUCUGCUGUCUACCGCCGGCUUGUGGAAUUCCCGAAAUAAAUUGUGGAAAUCGGAGGUUCCCCGGCCGUCCAGAAGAGAAAAUGGUUGCCGAGUACUGCUCCGCUGCGUUGUACUAGCACACAGAAAAAAGAAAGAAUCUUAGAGGUCGUCCAUCGCGUUUUUCGGGCUAGGUAGCCCCCUACGAUCAGGAAGCGGGUACUGCAGUACGGCGACGCAACCAUGGAAAGCAGAAGCACCGUCCCCGGUCGCCCGGUGAACAGAAUACGUGCAGCGGGCUCACGACAAAGAAAUUCGGGAUGGCCGUACGACGGCUGGAUGAAGACGGCACGAGGUCGUGUAGUCGCAACUGCCUUGCUUGCGGUGCAACUAGCGACGGCACCCAUUCCCGCGGACGCACAGAUACGGCUCCAUUCGCCGCAAGCUCUGGUAAACGAGGUCUUUAGCCGGCAGUCGAAGCCGGGCUACAUACAGGGAAGCACCGCCACCUUCGGCGCGCCUUACUACGGCAUGAGGCUCAUGGGUACGAUACUUAUUUGUAUUAUACGAUUCGGAUUCUAGUCGCUUUUUGGUCUUGCGAUCAUAUCAGGUCGAUGUGAUACCGUCGUCUUUCCACUGGGUGCUGUAGUCACCUCCAACUUGCGAUGAUUUUUACACGGGUAUCUAUACAGCUACCUGUGUGGAAUAUCAAAAAGAUCACGCUGCCUCCAGGUCGCAUUCUGUAUGCGGAGAGCAAGGGACAAGACUACUGCACCGAAGAGGAUUAUGAGCUGCCGUCAACGCCCGUAUCCCACAAAAAAACUGUUUCACGGUGAUGAUUUUGCAGGAACUGCAUCACAAGCGUCUUACACAUGACACUGAAAAUUUGUCAUGCGCACUUCCCAAGGGAAAACACGCUGGAAAAUCCAAUGCCUUGUAUGUGUAACAAGACAGAUAGUUUUGUGUUCCAUUUUCCGCAUCACAAGUUCACAGUGAAACAGUUUUUUCUUGCGAUAGCCCGCGCCGCCAGAGCAAUCGGAGGAAAACGACCGGCGCCAGAUCAACAUCGUGAUGGUCAAGCGGGGGCUGAGUAGGUGCCGGUUCACUACCAAGGUGCGGAUCGCGGAGAAAUACAAGAACGCCCACGCGGUAAUCAUCGUGGAUCGAGAGGCAAACCAGGCGCGGGACGUCACGAAGUUGAUCAUGUCCGACGAAAACAACUUCGGGAACAGCAUCAAGAUACCCUUAUCAAAUGUAAAAAUGUCUGGGUCUGGAAGACUGCAACUUGUCAUGCUGUUUUUGGACUCCAAAAGGAUUUGUAUUGCAUGACCAGCAAGAGGCGUACAGUUUGUGCUACGCGGGGAGGGCAUUUCUCAUGCGGAAGGUGUAUUAGGAAGCCCUCUAAAAGUCUGUGAUGCUAGGUCAUGCAUUACAGGCAUCAUGGGCCCUGAGAAAUCUGCGUGACAAAUCUUGCAUUCUUCAGACCCAGACACUUUUGCAUUUGAUAACCCUCGAUUCUGAUCAACUGGAAGGACGGACAGAAGCUGAUAGAACAGGCGACAGGAAGUAUAGACCUCUCGUCGUGGCUCUUAGUGCUGUUUCUGCAAUAAUUGAAAUGGUUAGAAAAUCAUGAUGGGCAUUUUCAUCGAUACGGAAACGGACUGAAGUGUUCCGCUGAUAAGUCUGUGUUGGGUCACAUUUGCUGUCGCACAUGCGACGUGCUGUCCCGCACUUCUAGAAAAUUCAACAGGUUCGCCAGUCAUAGUGGAGCUCGUGUGGGAUAUUCCGGUAAAUAACAUCGUCACCAUGGACAUCUGGAUGUCGGCGAACUCAAGAGAAGCAACGGAAUUUUUGAAGGUAAGGCGUCUUCACUGGCAGCCCGCUUGUUUGCGGUGAGACUUGUUCUAUCACUCGCCGAUGGAGGAUAGUGUGCCUGUUGAAGUUGUCUAUGCCUUGAUCCCGACAGCGACUCAACACACUCUAGAAAACUAAGCAAAUUCGAAACUCAAUUGAUUUCACCCAUUAAAUUCCAGGGCUUCAAACCGGCAGGGGAGCAACUCGCGUACAAUCUGAAAGUAGUCCCGCACUACCACAUCUUCGCGCUGCCCUCCGGCCAAGACUUUGAGAAAAUGUGCACGAGUCAGGACGCAAAGUAUCUUAAUGAUAGAAUGUUUGUUUUGGCUUUUGUUGUUCAUUGCAGUAAGUAGAAAGGCAUAAGGAAUAAAGAUCGUCGUGACGGCAUGAUUAACUUUCACGAAGUAUAUCUUCACAAACCAGAUACUGUGCGGAGGACCCCGACGGGGGUGGCUUGGUUACGGGCCGGGACGUUGCACUUGAGUCCGUCCGGCAGCUUUGUAUUUGGGAGGAGACUGCGGUGCGGGACCCGGAGCAUCCGCAGAGUGGGGAGCGCCGAAGAAGUUGGAAGUACUGGGAGUAUGUGACCAGCUACCUCGAUUCCUGCCCGGUUCACACGGACGACCCGGGAAAGCGGUUCGGCACGGAACAGUGCUCCACGGCGUUGAUGCAAGAAAAGGGCAUCGAUCCGGAUAUCCUGAGUAAAAACGUACCCACACCAGAGUCAGGAUGAGGAUUUUGCAACACAAACCUAGGAGCUUUGUGAGCCACGCAUGAAAAGUUGCACUAUGCAGUGUAGUGCAGGUUAGCAAGUGCAGCCGCAUCACAGAUUCAUCUGCCCAUCCUGUUCACAGCAUCACAAAUUCCAAAACACGAUUGAAAAUGGCUCUCAUGGGGAUGCGCAUUACGAGUCUUCCUGUCUUUGCAAAUCUGCAUUACAACUCUGGUGUGGGUACGUUUUUACUCAGGAUACCGGAGGCGGUGAAGCAGUGCAUGAUUGAUAGCAUGGACGACAAACUGCGUUAUCAAAUGCAAAAAUGUCUGGGUCUGGAAACUUGUGAUGCUGGGUGGCGUCUCAUGAUGAGGCCACAAAUGCUGGCUCAGCAUGCCAAGUUUCUGAGCUUCUAGGUAUUGCCUAUUCUGCAUGACAAACUGCGUCUCUGCAUCACAGAAAAAUGGAGCUGUUGGGUAACGUGCAUGACAGAUUUAAGAGUCAUGCCAGACAAGCAUGACAAACGUGCAUUUUUCCAGACCCAGACAUUUUUACAUUUGAUAUGCGUGCGCAGAAAAACAACGUCGCGUGGAGCAAGUACGCGGUGCGCAUCAACGGGUGGCGGUUCGCCGGGGCCAUUGAGCCCGACGGCAUCACCCGGGCCAUAUGUUCCGCUUACGUAACCCCGGUGCCCGAGUGCGACAGCCUGCUCAAACCGCACUCCAAGUUCGACUUGCUUGCAGGCGGCAGGUACUGCACUGGUUUGUUGUACAAAAAUGUUUGUUCUUUCGUGCAGCUUGUGCAGGAACGUGGCUGGUGUCGCGCAUGCCGGAGGUGUGUUUCGAAAGAUGAUAGAUUUUACCGGUAAUUCUUAUCGCUGAGAAGUACCACGUAGUUUUUUAAAACAUUCGUGCGCCAGCUCGAAGCGAAAGCCAAAAAUCACUGCAGUUCUGACGCACGCGGCGUGUCGACGGGCACCAUGGUGCUGUUGCUUUUCCUCGUGGUGCUCACUUUGACGCUGGGGCUCGUCAUAUACAAAAAGUUUUUCUUCGCGACCUACAUCCAGAAAGCGCUUCGCGAGGAGGUCAUGCUGGAAGUGCAGUCGCAGCUUGCAGAUUACGUACAGCUCGAAGAGAACGGACGCGCCGCACCGGGUGGUCCGCUCAUACCCGGGGGGUCGCAGGCAAGGGAAUUCUAGCGUUUGGGGUUUGCUGGCGGCACAGAGAUGGUCGGUGCUGCGGCUCGUUAAAGAGAGAAAGAAGUAAGUACCAAGUAUACGAUUGAAUGCUGCAAGCAGUUUGUAGUGCGUGUGGUGAAAAAGAAAAUCAACCAAAAUAUGUUAUUGCACGGGAUUCUGAUCAUCGUCCAGAGAAUACAGCAUAAAAAGUUGGUGGAAGAUUGAACAACAAUUCGCAAAAAG
Amoebophrya sp. A120 is the source of this 4387-nucleotide messenger RNA. The record is from the annotation of a GenBank genome assembly. Lineage: Eukaryota; Dinophyceae; Syndiniales; Amoebophryaceae.